Paraglomus occultum is the source of this 357-nucleotide messenger RNA. Lineage: Eukaryota; Fungi; Glomeromycota; Glomeromycetes; Paraglomerales; Paraglomeraceae. The record is from the annotation of a GenBank genome assembly.
AUGACGGCUGCAUUAACGGCAACACAACGGUCUGGUAGGCCAUCCAAACUGAGUAAACGAGAUGAGCGGCAAUUCGUAAGGGAAGUCGAGAAAGAUAGGAGUAUUACGCCUGAGCCGUUAACAGAGGCGUUUAACAAGUGUCUUACUAUUUCAGUAAGCUCAAGAACUGUACAGCGUACUCUGCAUAAUUAUGGAUUUUAUAGUAGGGUUGCAAAUCAAAAGCCAUUAGCAACUGAGAAAAAUAAGAAGAUACGUAUAGGGUGGUGUAAGAGGAUGAAGAAUUGGAAGGAAGAAUGGGAUAUGGUAGUUUUCGGCGAUGAGUCAAGAUAUCUAAUAUUUAAAAUGAUGCUCAUAUGA